Messenger RNA from Tarenaya hassleriana, 1310 nucleotides. Its product is annotated as gibberellin 2-beta-dioxygenase 8. Bases 148 to 1161 code for a protein of 337 amino acids. Lineage: Eukaryota; Viridiplantae; Streptophyta; Magnoliopsida; Brassicales; Cleomaceae. The record is from RefSeq and is a predicted model, not a curated record. The transcript has 3 exons.
GUGUGUAUAUAUAUGUGUGUGUGUGUGUGUCUCUCAACACAACACGUAUUUUGACGCCCUUCACUUCCACUUCCACAUUGUACUUCUGUCUCGGCUAAAUUCUCUCCUUCUUCUUCUUCUUCUUCUUCGUUGGUCUCUUACUGCAUCAUGGAUCCUCCAUUCGACGAAAUAUACAAAACCCUUUUGUGCAAACAAGUCACAAACACUGAAAAGCCACAUGAAAAGUCCGAACCCUUAAGUUUCUCGAUCACGGCCGUUGAGGAAGUGGAGCUUCCGGUGAUCGAUCUCAGCCGUUUGAUCGACAACGAGGACGAGGAGGAAAGGGAGAAAUGUAAGGAAGAAAUCGCAAAAGCUUCAAGGGAGUGGGGAUUUUUCCAAGUUAUAAACCAUGGUAUAUCGAUGGAAGUGUUGCAGAGGAUGAGACAAGAGCAAGUUAGGGUUUUCAGACAACCCUUCGACAAGAAAAAGAUGUCGGAGAAGUUCUCCGUCGGAAGUUACCGGUGGGGGACGCCGACGGCGACUUGUCUCCGGCAACUUUCUUGGUCCGAAGCGUUUCAUGUCCCCAUGACUGAUAUUUCUCCGGACAACAACGACUUCACCAGUCUCAGUUCGACAAUGGAGGAGUUCGCGUCGGAAUCGGAGAGUUUAGCACAGAGGUUAGCAGAGGUGUUGGCGGAGAAAUUGGGAAGAAAAUCAAACAUCUUCAAGGAGAAUUGCGGGAGGAAGACGUGUUACUUGAGGAUGAACAGAUAUCCACCUUGUCCCAACCCUUCGGAGGUGUACGGACUCAUGCCUCACACCGACAGCGAUUUCCUCACGAUACUGUACCAAGACCAAGUCGGAGGCCUUCAACUCAUCAAGGACUGUAAAUGGAUCGCCGUUAAACCCAAUCCCCUCGCCCUUAUCAUCAACAUCGGUGACCUCUUUCAGGCGUGGAGCAAUGACGUGUACAAGAGCGUGGAGCAUCGAGUGAUGACGAAUCCAACGGUGGAGAGAUUCUCGACGGCGUAUUUCUUCUGCCCUUCACACGACGCCGUUAUCGAUUGCUCUGGCGACUCUCCCAUUUACCGGAGCUUCACCUUCCGACACUUCCGACAGCAAGUCCAAGACGAUGUUCAAAAGCUCGGUUUCAAAGUUGGUCUCCCUCACUUUCUUCUUUAAUCUCAUCCAUAUUUUAAUCAUAUAUACUUAUAUAUAUAUAUAUAUAUGUUAUUCUUCCUUGUUUCGUUUUGUAUUAUUUACGUUGUUUUGAGCGGCUGCAUAUAUAUGUAUUACACAUUUUGAAUGCAUAUUAUCCCCCCUGUUAUGAA